CAGGGGGCGCUGCGGCGCGAGGCGGGUUGGCGCACGCGCGGUGGGGGCGGCGGCCGGGCGCACGCUGAGGAAGCGGCGGGGACGGUGCGGGAGGCCGGGUCGCGAGCGCGGAGCGGGACCCUUCGGCUGUCGCCAGAAUGCCAGCACUAAGCUGUAGGUUCUACCAGCAUAAGUUUCCAGAGGUGGAAGAUGUCGUGAUGGUCAAUGUUCGAUCCAUUGCUGAAAUGGGUGCUUACGUCAGCCUGCUAGAAUACAACAACAUCGAAGGCAUGAUCCUGCUCAGUGAGCUGUCCAGAAGACGUAUUCGUUCCAUAAACAAACUCAUCCGCAUAGGAAGGAAUGAAUGUGUCGUGGUCAUAAGGGUUGACAAAGAGAAAGGUUAUAUUGACUUGUCAAAAAGAAGAGUUUCUCCUGAGGAGGCAAUCAAAUGUGAAGACAAAUUCACAAAAUCAAAGACUGUGUACAGCAUUCUUCGCCACGUUGCCGAGGUGUUGGAGUACACUAAGGAUGAGCAGCUUGAGAGUCUGUUCCAGAGAACUGCCUGGGUAUUUGAUGACAAGUACAAAAGACCAGGAUAUGGUGCUUAUGAUGCGUUCAAGCAUGCAGUCUCAGACCCUGCAAUCCUGGAUAGCCUAGAUCUCACGGAGGAAGAGAGGCGUGUAUUGAUUGACAAUAUUAACAGACGUCUGACUCCACAAGCAGUCAAAAUCCGAGCUGAUAUCGAGGUUGCAUGUUAUGGUUAUGAAGGUAUAGAUGCGGUGAAAGAAGCUCUGAGAGCAGGCUUGAACUGUUCCACAGAGAACAUGCCCAUUAAAAUCAAUCUGAUAGCCCCUCCUCGAUAUGUAAUGACCACUACAACGCUGGAGAGAACUGAAGGACUCUCUGUUCUGAAUCAAGCCAUGGCUGUCAUUAAAGAGAAAAUUGAGGAGAAGAGAGGAGUCUUCAAUGUGCAGAUGGAGCCUAAAGUGGUUACUGACACAGAUGAGACAGAGCUUGCAAGACAGUUGGAAAGACUGGAGAGGGAAAAUGCUGAAGUGGAUGGAGAUGAUGAUGCUGAGGAAAUGGAAGCAAAAACUGAAGACUAAAUGCUCUGGGAUAGUUAGAGGAGAAGGCAUACGAAAAAUUAGAGACCCCAUUGCAAACACUCUGGACUAAAUGUUUCCUGUAUUGAGAACUUCAAAUGCAAAUACUUGAAGUAUGUUACUGGUUUAAAAAGACCAAUAAAGCAUCUCCGAAGUAACAUUUGAUGCAGCAACUUACAAAUUGAGUCCUUUAAAAGGAAGGUGCCAAGUCUUGAAUAUGACUCAAAUCUCACAAGCGGAGGGAGGCUGCAGCUCCAUGCUUAACAUUUACUUACCUAACAAUUCCAGAUUGGUGAUUGCAGCUCAAUUAAUGAUGUUUUCAGGAAGCACAAAAACCAAACAGGCUGAACAGUUCUAUACAGAAUGUAUUUGAGCAAAUAUUCAAUAAAGUUCUGGGCUAUGUAACUUGAA
Molecule: messenger RNA, 1493 nt
Organism: Numida meleagris (helmeted guineafowl)
Lineage: Eukaryota; Metazoa; Chordata; Aves; Galliformes; Numididae
Gene: EIF2S1
Product: eukaryotic translation initiation factor 2 subunit alpha
Exons: 8
Coding region: 138-1085 (315 amino acids)
Cellular component (GO): eukaryotic 48S preinitiation complex; eukaryotic translation initiation factor 2B complex; multi-eIF complex
Molecular function (GO): RNA binding; ribosome binding; translation initiation factor activity
Source: RefSeq, a predicted model, not a curated record